CCGGCUUGGCUGCUCCGAAGAUGGCGGAGCGCGCCGGCGGCGGCACAUCCUUGAGGGGACUGCGCGAACGAAUGGUUGCUGCUGCUAAUGCCAUUGCUGAAGAAAGACGAAGUCAAGGUAGCUUUAGUUCUCUUCUGUCCCAGCCUUCAAAUAUAAAAUCACCAUUUAAGCCAGUAAUAGAUGGCUCUGUGCUUAAAAAUGACAUAAAACAAAGAUUAGCAAAGAAGCGGAGAGAAGAGAAAAAAAGACAAGAUGAUGCUAAUAAAGAGACACAGCUACUUGAAAAAGAAAGAAAGUCUAAGAUUGUAUAUGAAAAACAGAUGGAAGAAAAACAGCGAAAGCUGAGGGAACAGAAAGAAAAAGAUGAACAACGGAGAAUAUCUGCAGAAAAAAAAAGAAACGAAAUGUUAGAGGAAGAAAGGGAGAAAUUCAAAGCCGUCCUUCAUCGUACACUGGAAAGGAGCAGCCGCAUUGACCGUCAAAACAGAUGGUCGUGGGGAGGCUAUACAACAGUAAAUUCCCAAAAUAAGACCGUCAACAAACAUUCUACAUCUACUGAAAAGCUUGAGCAGGGGACUUGUGGAUUACAUAGACAAAUGUCAUCUACUGGUCUUCAAAAUUCUGUUGCCAAGAAAACACCAGAAAAGAGACGAAGUUCAUCUUUGAAUAGAAGAUGUAGCGGACUGCAUUCAUCUACAGAAACAGAACAAGUGGAAGAAAAACGACCUGGUUAUGUAAUCCAGUAUGUAAACAUGCCCCUGCUUAGGCCUAGCAGUGAUGAAUUGAAGAGUGCCAUAGUGCCUCCCCUGUCAACAGCGGUGAUGCCUUUCCAGGAGAAGGUAGAAAUACCUUCCAAGACUAGUGUGGGAGUCGCCCCCAAGGCAAGUGUGGAAGUGCCCCCUGAGGUGAGCGUUGAAGCACUCACCAAGGCAAGCUUGGAUGAAUCCCCCCAGGCGAACAUGGAAGCACCCCCUGAAGUGAGUGUGGAAGCGUUCCCGGAGGAGAGCAUGAAAAAACACCCCAAGGUGAGUGUGGAAACACUCCUGGAGGCGAGCAUGAAGGAACACCCUGCCGUGAAUGUGGAUGCACUCCCGGAGGCGAGCAUGGAAGAACCCCCCAAGGUGAGCGUGAGUGCGCUCCCGGAGGAGAGCAUGGAAGAACCCCCCAAGGUGAGCGUGGGUGCGCUCCCGGAGGAGAGCAUGGAAGAACACCCCAAGGUGAGCGUGAGUGCGCUCCCGGAGGAGAGCAUGGAAGAACCCCCCAAGGUGAGCGUGGGUGCACUCGCGGAGGAGAGCAUGGAAGAACACCCCAAGGUGAGCGUGGGUGCACUCGCGGAGGAGAGCAUGGAAGAACCCCCCAAGGUGAGCGUGGGUGCGCUCACGGAGGAGAGCAUGGAAGAACCCCCCAAGGUGAGCAUGAGUGCGCUCCCGGAGGAGAGCAUGGAAGAACCCCCCAAGGUGAGCGUGGAAGCAAUCACGGAGGAGAGCAUGGAAGAACCCCCCAAGGUGAGCAUGGGUGCGCUCCCGGAGGAGAGCAUGAAAGAACCCCCCAAGGUGAGCGUGGGUGCGCUCCCGGAGGAGAGCAUGAAAGAACCCCCCAAGGUGAGCGUGGGUGCGCUCCCGGAGGAGAGCAUGAAAGCACCCCCCAAGGUGAGCGUGGAUGUACUCGCGGAGGAGAGCAUGAAAGAACCCCCCAAGGUGAGCGUGGACGUACUUGUGGAGGAGAGCAUGGAAGAACCCCUCAAGGUGAGCGUGGGUGCACUCGUGGAGGAGAGCAUGGAAGAAUCCCCCAAGGUGAGCGUGGAAGCAAUCACGGAGGAGAACAUGGAAGAACCCCCCAAGGUGAGCGUGGGUGCGCUCCCGGAGGAGAGCAUGGAAGAAUCCCCCAAGGUGAACAUGGAAGCAAUCGCGGAGGAGAGCAUGGAAGAACCCCCGAAGGUGAGCGUGGGUGCGCUCCCGGAGGAGAGCAUGAAAGAACACCCCAAGGUGAGCGUGGGUGCGCUCCCGGAGGAGAACAUGAAAGAACACCCCAAGGUGAGCGUGGGUGCGCUCCCGGAGGAGAGCAUGAAAGCACCCCCCAAGGUGAGCGUGGGUGCGCUCCCGGAGGAGAGCAUGAAAGCACCCCCCAAGGUGAGCGUGGACGUACUUGUGGAGGAGAGCAUGGAAGCACCCCCCAAGGUGAGUGUGGAAGCACUACCAGAAGUGAAUAUGGAAGGACCCUCUGCAAAUGUGGAAACAUCACCUGAGACAAGUGAGGACUUACCCUUUGAAGCACAUGUGGAUCCAUCCCUGGAGGUGAGCAUGGACUCAUCCCCAGAUGUGAGUGUGAACCCAUCUCCUGAAGUGAGCAUGGACUCGUCCCAGGAGGUGAGCACGGAAGCAUCAUCUGAGGCUAGUGUGGACAUAUCUCCCAAGGCGAGCAUGGAAACACUCCCUGAGGAGAGUGUGGAAACAUCCCCCAAGGAGAGUGUAGAAGCAUUCUCAGAGGCAAGCAUGGAUGCACUCCCAGAGGAGAAUGUGGAGGUGCUCCCCAAGGAGACCACGAAAGGGCCUUCUGAGGCAAGUGUGGAGGUGCCCCUGGAGACCUCCCCCGAGGUGACCGUGGAAAUAUCUUCCAAGAAAUCAGGAAUGGAUGAACAGCCCUCAAACCCUAUUACCAAGAAGCGUGUACCACCAUCGCAGAUACCAUGUUAUAAAUGGUCGUCAUCUCCUACAAGAAGAUGGUGUCCACCAUCUCCCACCAGUGCUAGUAGGCAAAUUCAAAAGAAUUGCCCCUCAUCACCUUCACCUGGCACGUCAAAACAAUCGACACAGUUUUGUUUUUCCUAUAAAGUAAUUCCUACGCAGCGUACCGUAUUUGCACAAAAUGCAUUAGGUACUAUGGGAAUGAAAAGCAAAGCCGUUUCUAACACCAUUAACAACUCUGAGGCUGCAAGCCAAAAGGAUAUGAUCUGUGAAGAGUCUGGUCAUAAAGGCACACCAGGACCUAAGAAUGCUGAGGAGGCAACAAAAAUUUUGGCAGAAAAACGACGCCUUGCUCGUGAGCAAAAAGAAAAAGAAGAAAGACUACAAAAAGAGAUGGAACAAAGGUUGAUCAGGAAAAUAAAAGAUGUAGCAAAGAAAGUGGAUGAAGGUCAAGAAGACGAGUUUUCAAAAUUUGGAGAUGGGCAACAACCAAAGGAGAUGAAGAAGAAAGAAAGUCAGAAACAAGAAGACCAAAAAGUAGAAUUCCAGAAAAGUGACGCCAAAAUAAAAGCUCAGGAGGAGGCUGACAAACGCAAGAAGGAGCAUGAGAGGAUUAUGUUACAGAAUCUGCAGGAGAGAUUAGAAAGAAAAAAGAGAAUUGAGGAAAUUAUGAAGCGGACGAGAAAGCCAGAUUCGAAUGCCUCAAAGGCUACAGAAGCAUUGAGCGGUGAUGCAUAUGAGGAGGACGAGGCAGAUGAUGAGGACGAGUCAGAAAGUGACAGUGAUUCCUUUGAUGACAUGCGUCCAUCAGCUACUAUAAAUGGCAUGGAUUCAUCCACAAAACCAAAAACACAUUUUAAGCAUGUGAAGAACACUAGCAAGUUUUUAGAUGUGACUUCUAGCCACAUCCAUAAAGAGACAAAAGCAUUUUUAAAUACUGACAUGAAAACCUUUGGACCAAAAGGAGUGAAAGACCCUUUGAAUCAGACAAAGAGUACCAGAUCCUCCACCAAAAGACCAACCAACCGAGCAGCAAAAACUGGAAAGGUGGAAAUCAGCAGCACUGUGGGACCUACCAAGAGUUCCCGUUCAGAGGUACAGAAGUGGGUAUGCGACCAAAUUAUCGACUUCUCAAGAGAGGCAAAACCACCUGGGUCCAGUUUCCCUCCUGAGAGCCCAAAACCCCAGCCGAGAGGCUCCAUGACAUCCUGCCUGAAUCACGGGCCACCCGUAGACAACAAAAACAGAAGCCAAUCUGUGCCUGCUCCAUCAGAUACGUAAACCUUUUCCAGCCUAGAAGAGAAUCCAUUCUCCACUCUGGAUUUUGACCUCUGGGCCCACCUUUCAAAAUUUCUCUGCCUGCUACAUGAACCCAGCAAAGAAAAUGACUCUCAGAAAAAAAUAUCAUCUUAACAUA
Molecule: messenger RNA, 4101 nt
Organism: Budorcas taxicolor (takin)
Lineage: Eukaryota; Metazoa; Chordata; Mammalia; Artiodactyla; Bovidae
Gene: MAP7D3
Product: MAP7 domain containing 3
Exons: 19
Coding region: 21-3965 (1314 amino acids)
Biological process (GO): microtubule cytoskeleton organization
Cellular component (GO): microtubule cytoskeleton
Source: RefSeq, a predicted model, not a curated record